UAUCCCGUCGUCCUCUUGUUCCCCUGCACAGCACAAUUCGGCGCCGAGCAGCACAGCAGCUCUCCUAGAGGCGGGCACCUACGCGGGGAUGGCGUCGGGCACACUCUUGCCCUGGAGGCGAAUCGCGUGUCGGAACAGAGUCGUGCUCGGUCCUGUGAUCGUCGCGCCGACCUCUGGAGCUUGCCCCUCACAUGUCUCGCCUGGUCAAGGCGGUUGACGCCGAAAGUGUCAGAGGAGGCCCAGUGCCAGGGCACAUUCCCAGUGGAAGCUCAACCCGCCCAGACAGGACAUGUGCCGCCAAGACGAUGGUACGCCGGGGCGACGAUGGUGGAGCCGUGUUCUGCAGGUUGGAGCCAGCCAGUCAAACGACAGCGCAGGGGGAGCUGUUCUGCUUGUGGGAGUGGGUGGACAGUACCUUGCCGAAGGCUCCCACACAGUGCCGCUGGCUCUUUAUCUCGACUCGCCCCGGCCUGUCCUGCCCGGACCGCCAGCGUCCCAGCGUCCCAACAUCCCCCAUUGCGCGCCCGAAUUCGAAUCCCACACCUCCUUUCCCGGCACCAAACCGUUCCGGCCCUGUGUCAAAACCUUUUCUGAUUCCUCUAGGUGCCGUUUCUGCCCUUUCGCAGUCGAGAAUCAUCCAUAUCCAGAACCGUGGUCCGAACUACGUCCAAACACACCUGCCAACUCAUAUCCAGCGCAGGGCAAUUCUCUGUCGCCCUUCUGCUCCGCUUGCUCGCUCGUUGCAACCCUGCUCCCGCAUCCUUCCGCCGCCCUUCGAAUUCGAUUGCACCGAGUGCAUCACUGCAUCACCUUCGAGGCCCGAUACUGUUGUCUUUUGUUUUUGUUUUUUGUUGUCAGCCUUCCAGCAGCGACACUAA
Molecule: messenger RNA, 878 nt
Organism: Podospora pseudocomata
Lineage: Eukaryota; Fungi; Ascomycota; Sordariomycetes; Sordariales; Podosporaceae
Exons: 3
Coding region: 192-878 (228 amino acids)
Source: RefSeq, a predicted model, not a curated record